This is a messenger RNA of Vigna radiata var. radiata (mung bean), 2437 nucleotides long. RefSeq names its product pentatricopeptide repeat-containing protein At4g02750. Gene Ontology annotation, biological process: RNA modification. The record is from RefSeq and is a predicted model, not a curated record. The coding region runs from base 440 to 2191 and encodes 583 amino acids. NCBI's taxonomy places the organism in Eukaryota, Viridiplantae, Streptophyta, Magnoliopsida, Fabales, Fabaceae. Gene Ontology annotation, molecular function: protein binding; RNA binding. The transcript is spliced from 2 exons.
CAUCCACGACCCAACAGUGUAUAAGAGUGUUAAAAAGUACAGGGAAUGAACUGUCGUUUGAUAGUUAACAAAAUAGCUAUUUAUUGCAAAUAUUAGGAAUACUACGGUAUUGGUAACUCUAAGUUGGGUUGCAAGGAAAAAAAAUGAAAGAAAGAAAGAAAGAAAAAAAAAAGGACAAAAAGAUGAAAGAGAGUGAAAAUAUGUUUGUUUAUUUGCGAUGUAAGUGACAUGAAAAAGGAAAAUCAUCAAUUUGAAAAACAAUGAAUAAAUUAAUAAUCUAGUCUAUCGCGAACAUUACUUGGUAUUAUUAGGAGAAAUUUUUUGGUUUGAAGGCCUUUUUCUGAUUAGAUAAUGCUCAUUGCUCAUUAUUCUUUAGUCAAAUUAGAAAGAAAAAAAAAAAACCAAAAGGAACUACGAAAGUUGGAAUUGCAGAAACUCCAUGCUCACUGGUACAGUCUCAGUUUCGCUGACAAAUCCAAUCUCUGCACGACGACACUCCCUCUUUCUGCUUGCCACGCUCUUCUCCUCCACUCGCGAUGUCUACCACGCCAAUCUCAAGAUCACAUCCCUCUCACGCGCUGGAAAAGUCGAUGCUGCGCGCAAACUGUUCGACGAAAUGCCCACCAAAGACGUUGUCACGUGGAACUCCAUGCUCUCCGCCUACUCACAAAACGGUCUUAUCCAACAUUCCAAAACACUCUUUCACUCCAUGCCGCUGCGAAACGUCGUUUCCUGGAACUCCAUCAUUGCCGCGUGCGUCCAAAACGACGACCUCGAUGACGCUUUUCGCUACUUCGCCGCGGCGCCGGAGAAGAACGCUGCCUCGUACAACGCCGUGAUCUCGGGACUAGCGAGGUUCGGACGCGUGAGGGACGCGCAGAGGCUCUUCGAAGAGAUGCCGCAUCCGAAUGUCGUGUCGUAUACUGCCAUGGUCGAUGCGUACGCCAGGGUGGACGGUGGGAUUGGGCGCGCGAGGGCGCUGUUCGAAGCGAUGCCUCGGAGGAACGCGGUAUCGUGGACUGUGAUGAUCAAUGGGUUGCUGGAGAAUGGGUUGUAUGAGGAAGCACGGGAAGUGUUUGGGAGAAUGCCGCAAAAGAGUGAUGUGGCGAGGACCGCUAUGAUUACUGGGUUUUGUAAACAAGGGAAGAUGGAAGAGGCCAGAGCUUUGUUUGAAGAGAUUCGAUGCAGAGAUCACAUAUCUUGGAAUAUAAUCAUAACGGGUUAUGCUCAAAAUGGGAGAGGGGAAGAGGCACUGAAUUUGUUUUCACAUAUGAUGAGGACUGGUAUGCGACCAGAUGACGUGACUUUUGUUUCAGUUUUCAUUGCCUGUGCCAGUCUUGCAUCACUUGAAGAAGGAAAACAGGUGCAUGUUCUUGUAAUUAAGCAUGGCUUUGAGUCACACUUGUCGGUGAGUAAUAAUCUGAUUACUAUGCAUAGCAAAUGCGGUGCCAUUGUUGAUUCUGAGCUAGUUUUUGGACAAAUUUCCCAUCCAGACCUAAUUUCAUGGAACACUAUCAUUGCUGCCUUUGCUCAGCAUGGUCUCUAUGACAAAGCACGCUUCUACUUUGACCAGAUGGUGUCAAUCGGUGUUCAACCUGAUGGCAUAACUUUUCUGAGUUUAUUAUCUGCGUGUUGUCGUGCUGGGAAAGUCGAUGAGAGCAUGAAUCUAUUCAGUUUGAUGGUUCAUAAUUAUGGCAUUCCACCAAGACCUGAACACUAUGCUUGCUUAGUUGAUGUGAUGAGUCGAGCAGGUCAGUUGCGCAGAGCUUGCAAAAUAAUCCAUGAAAUGCCAUUCAAGGCAGAUUCCAGCAUCUGGGGUGCUGUGCUAGCGGCCUGUAGUGUUCAUUUAAAUGUGGAAUUGGGGGAACUGGCAGCUACAAGAAUUUUGAAUUUGGAUCCUAAUAAUUCUGGUGCUUAUGUUAUGCUGUCUAAUAUAUAUGCUGCUGCUGGCAAGUGGAAGGAUGUUCAUAGAAUCAGGGUUCUGAUGAAAGAGCAAGGAGUUAAGAAACAAAGUGCUCAUAGUUGGUUGCAGAUUGGAAACAAAGUCCAUUAUUUCGUUGGAGGAGAUCCAUCACACCCUAGUAUUAAUGAUAUUCAUGUUGCUUUAAGGAGGAUAACAUCACAUAUGAAAGUAAAAGGUGACUCUGAAGAUUUUUUAUUGAGAAAUUCAACUAGUAGUGGUCCAUAUUAAGAUAUAGGAUUCUCUCACCAUAAUUUCCCAAGUUAUAUUGUCUAUACAACAUUAUUUAAGAACACUCUUUGUUAGUUCCGAAUUAUUGCAUGCUACCCAAAAGGAGUGACAUUGUCAUAAACAGGAUCUACAUAAACAUAACAAAUGAAAAAGAAAUGAGGAAGAAAACAUCAACCAUAGAUCAAUUAAGCCCUUCAUUUUAUUUUUUUUUAUCUUGUUUGUAAUAUUACCCUAGUUUAUACUUUU